Rosa chinensis is the source of this 420-nucleotide messenger RNA. RefSeq lists its product as uncharacterized. Bases 12 to 404 code for a protein of 130 amino acids. The transcript is spliced from 4 exons. Lineage: Eukaryota; Viridiplantae; Streptophyta; Magnoliopsida; Rosales; Rosaceae. The record is from RefSeq and is a predicted model, not a curated record.
CCGAGUUAUACAUGCGAAGCACCCACGGUAUGGCAUCACAAAUUGUUUCACUGUCUAAUGGUGACAAUCAGUCGAUCAAGAUUGACACCAAUUUGAGCUUUGGAAUCAGUGGUUUUAUCCGGCACCUUGAUGACAAUGAUGCCAAGGUCAAAGAAAGAGAUGAUAGCUCUGAAGAAGACUCUGUCUUAUGUGCCCUCUAUGAGCUUCCUAAUACAAGUCUGCAUAUGCCUCGUUUACUUGAUGGUGUACAACAUCCUUCCAAGACAAUCAAUGAACACGAGCUUAUAGAAACAGUUCUAUGGCAUGAAUGUCAGGGAAAUGUGACCACCCGAAGGUGUGUCAGUCAUGCCUCAACUUUCUUUCAUUUAUUUUUUUUACUUGCUCUCUCCGGACUCAUUUGGUAAAAGCAAAAUGCAGCAU